Messenger RNA from Didymodactylos carnosus, 1917 nucleotides. Lineage: Eukaryota; Metazoa; Rotifera; Eurotatoria; Philodinida; Philodinidae. The record is from the annotation of a GenBank genome assembly.
CCGCAAUGACACGUUUUCUAUCUAUUUCUAUGGCGGUGACUCUGCUCAGUAUUCGUCGAAAUCAUACGAUCUAACUCAUUUACUUGAUCGUAUUAAUCGAGGAAGACAUGGUAUAAGAACAAGUGAAGUUUUGAAAUAUUAUUUCAUCAAACUGUUCAUAUUAAUGUUCACUGUGUGCUCUAUAGCUCUCUUUUUCGAGUGGCAUGUACUUCUCUACAACUUUUACUAUGGCCCCUUUCACUUGAAUAAACGCGAAUUCGUCCGAUUUCUCAAUAAUUAUACUGGCACAAGAAGGUCAUUAUUUCCUCGUCAAGAAUAUUUUCAGUUGGAAUUGAGCGAUGGCAUCAUUAUGAACCAUCCAUAUGAUGUCAGACAGUAUGUUAGUUCCGUCCGUACAAAAGAAUCGUCGAUUUAUUCGUUCAAAUUGGUUAGAAAUGUCUUAGAUAAAAAAGAACGGCAGGGUCGACUAUUUGUCAAAGUGCCCACCAUAAAUAAACCAGACUUUUAUGCUGCACGUCUUCCCUUCACUUUUCGCUUGUUCAACAUUCGUACCUUGCAAUGUAUCGUGCGCAAUCUCGGAGAUACUUCAGUUGAAAAAGAAUCUCGAACGUGGGUAGAAAAAGUGAACUAUGUGAAGUACAUUGACAGUACUUAUGAUCAAAACGCAACUCAUUUCAAUAAAAUGGUGCUAUCUAACUGUUCGAUUACAAUCGGUUUCGUCUACUGUCCGAAAGGAGAGCGUGCUUUUUUAGCAAGCUAUCCGCUUCAUUCUUAUAAGUUCACUCAUCAGGAUGUGGCGAUUAAUGCAUCUAAACCCUACUAUCCGUCUUUCGCAAAGGUAUUAUCUCUUUUCGCACUAGUGCUUUUCAUUGGAUGUAUUAUUUGGUUUUCCUGCACUGUAUUUAUCCAGCUGAAAGUUGCAUAUGUAUCUACCAUAUUUUUUUUUGUUCAUCACACGGUCGAAGAAGAACUCAUGUACUUCAAACCCGAUAGUACCCUGAAUAUUUUCAGAAUGUUGCUCACAUUAGACGAAGAGGUUGCAAAGACGACUAAUGAAAACAAACAUAAAUCAUCACUUGUCAUGGUUAUUGAUGGUGGUAACACUAUUUUGUUGAUGAAAAUAGAUCUACACGAGAAACGGCAACACAUUCUCCAGCAAUAUCAAACACAAAGUCCUUUCUUAGUCAUACCCGUUGUUUUGGUCCAUGAAAUAACUGAAAAUGGUAUCCUCAUUAACAACGAUUUUAAUUCAAGAAAUUGCUCGUGGAUUAAAUGGCCCGACCUCAAGCAGAACUACCAUGAUUGGUUACACCAGAAAUUGUUGGCUGUCAAUCAGGAAUAUAAACAGCGGUAGGUGUUCAUUGCACUUACAUAAGUACAUCACUUACAAUUCUAAUUUCUAGAACACUGAACGAUUCAAAUGUCGAAGAAGCACGAAUAUUAGCUGGUACGCAAGAACGUCGGCUAAUGGCGCUGUUAAAAGAAGAAGAGCAGCAGUUAGAAAAACUAAAUCAGGACGAUGUGUCACGGCUACUAGAUAUUCUUGGCAAUAAAAAGAAACCAGCUACACCUUUGUACAUUGCCAGACUACGCUUGAAACCAAAACGAUUCAUCACCGAGCAAAUGUUAACUCAGAACUUAGAGAAAUGCUGUGUGGAUUUAGAAAAUUUUACACGAGGACAAUCGUAUCUUGUAUGGCCGUGUUUAUCCACCCAAACGGGCAAAAAACAACCGACACACAUAUUUCACCGAGAAUGCAUGCUCAAAUGGUUGCGUCAUGAUAAUAAAUGCCCGCUAUGCCGAUAUGAAGUCGAAGGUGUUGACUCAUCGAUAAUUCCUGUAUCCAUGCGCCUGUCAUUGCGAAGACUAUUAUCAGCUUGGAUGACUAGAAGCGAAAAUGAUAAUCACGAGGAAUAA